AUGGGCCUCUUCUCCACCAUCGCCAGCCUCUUCCGCCGCGAUCAGCAGCCCUUCGUGCCCGUACAAGGUUCCACCACGUACGCGCCUGCAGGCUGGCUCUCAACGCGGCAAUUCAAGCAGAUCAUCCGGCAACAUGGCCGUAGUCUCCCCGCCGACGUCUUCUUCGCCCUACGCCCCUUCGCAGUCGCGAAGAGCGUUUUUCUGGACAUCUUGUACCGGUACCAGUGCCCGAGCGUACGGCAGAUGGUGAUCAACGUUGAUGGAGCUCGGGGAUACAACCACGCGUUUCAUAUCGAGCGCCAGGACCUCAUCCGCCUCCAACGCACCCUGCCCGCGCUGGAGCGCUUCGUCGUCUACGUCUACGCCAAGGGGGCGCUUGUGCGGCUGGUUGAGUGCGACAUUGACCAGGCUGGCCGCUGGAGCGUCGAGAUCUCUGUUCCUGCCGCGCCGCCGCUCGCGCUGGGGGGGCAGUUGCCAGUUACUAGACACGACGCUGCAGAUUGGCUGCUCGUUCGCGGCGAUCUGCCGUUUUGA
Molecule: messenger RNA, 534 nt
Organism: Mytilinidion resinicola
Lineage: Eukaryota; Fungi; Ascomycota; Dothideomycetes; Mytilinidiales; Mytilinidiaceae
Exons: 2
Coding region: 1-534 (177 amino acids)
Source: RefSeq, a predicted model, not a curated record